GCAAGCUCUCGUUCUGUUCUCGCGAGCCGAUGGUGGCUACCCGGCCCCGGGUCGUCCGCCCCAUCCCUCCGCUCCUGUGGCUUCUCCCGCCCGCUGUAGCGCUGGGACCUGCGGAGUGUGGGGUCUGCGAGGAGAAGGCUGGAGACCCGGAGCCGAAAUGGAACUGUUGACAUUCAAGGAUGUGGUCAUUGAUCUCUCUUUAGAGGAGUGGGAGUGCCUGGACCCUGCUCAGCAGAAUCUGUACAGGGAUGUGAUGUUAGAGAACUACAGAACCUUGAUCUUCCUGGGUCUAGCUGUCUCUAAGCCACACCUGAUAACCCUUCUGGAGCAAAGCAAAGAACCCUGGAUUGUGAAGAGUCAAGAUACAGCAGCCAUGCAUUCAGUUAUGUCUUAUACCCAAGGAUUUUCAUCACAGCAAGGCAUAAAACAUUCAUUCCAAAAAGUGAUGCAUCAAAGACACGGAAAUUGUGGCAUUACCAAUUUAUACUUAAGAAAAGACUGGGAAAUUGUUGGUGAGUAUGAAGGGGAGAAUCCAUGUUUUAAUGGACGUAACCAAUAUGUGACAACUAAAGACAAUAGAAAUAUUACUGCCAAAAGUGAUAAAGAACACAUAACAUCUCAGAAAAUAUUUGAAUUUUUACCGCUUACUUUGAAUGACCAACGUGUUUCUAUAACUAAUAAUUCACAUCCAAUUAUAAAACAUAAACUUUCUCUCAAAGAAAAUUUGGAAAAGCCAAAAUUGGAUCUAGUCAGUGGUUCAAUUACCUUUUUGAACAAUUUCAAAGGUAGUGUUGGAUUAAAUUUUCAUUCAGGCAUUUCUAUAGACAAGAGAUUGAAAAUGGAUGAACAAAGUUCUAAAUAUUGUCAAUUUGACAAAUCCUUUAAGAGAAGUUCAUUAUUCUAUAAUCAACAAAUAUGUCUACUGUGUGCAAAAAUGUACAGUUUGAAUAAAUACAAGAAGGUGUUUACACACCCAUUAGUGUUCAAGCAAAACCCAUAUAUAGAUCUUUUGGAAACUCAUGACAACUAUAAUGAACAUGGGAAGGCCUCUUGUGAGGGGUCUACUCUAAAUAAUUACCAGGAUAUUUAUACUGGACAGAAACUUUGCCAAUGUAAAGAAAUUUAUAAAAUCGUAAACCAUGACUCAAACCCUAGUAAGAAUCAGUGUACACAUUUUCAAAAAAACAUUUACAAGUGUGAUAAAUGUUGCAAAGUCUUUGACCAGUGCUCAGAACUUACUAUUCAUCAAAGUAUCCAUAUUCAACACAACCUUUCUAAGUCUAUAGACUUAGCAUUUGCUAAUGAUUCUGCCCUUCAUAAACACCAGAGAAUUCAUACUGGAGAGAAACACAGGAAAUGUAAAGAAUGUGACAAAACCUUUCAUCAGAGCUCAACCCUUAAGAAACUUUACAAAUGUAAAGAUUGUGACAGAGUCUUUAAAUAUUGCUCAACACUGACUCGACACCAGAGAAUUCAUACUGGAGAGAAGCCUUACAAAUGUGAACAGUGUGGCAAAGCCUUUACAUAUUCCUCAACUAUUAAUCAACAUCAGAGAAUUCAUACUGGAGAGAAACCAUUCCAGUGUAAAGAAUGUGGCAAAGCUUUUAAUCAGCGGUCAAAUCUUACCAAGCACCAGAAAAUUCAUACUGGAGAGAAACCCUUCCAAUGUAAAGAUUGUGGCAAAGUCUUUUAUCAAAACUCAGCCCUUAAUCAACACCAGAAAAUUCAUACUGGAGAGAAACCCUACAAAUGUAAAGAUUGUGGCAGAGUCUUUUAUCAAAAUUCAGCCCUUAAUCAACACCAAAGAAUUCAUACUGGAGAGAAACCCUACAAAUGUAAAGAGUGUGGCAAAGCCUUUAACCAAACUUCAACCCUUAAAAAACACCACAUAAUUCAUAGUGGAGAGAAACCCUACAAGUGUAAAGUGUGUAAUAAAACUUUCCAUAGUUCCUCGAACUUAACUCAACAUGAGAGAAUUCAUACUGGAGAAAAACCCCACAAAUGUAAAGAGUGUGGCAAAGCCUUUGAUCGAAGUUCCACACUUACUCAGCACCAGAGAAUUCAUACUGGAGAGAAACCCUACAAAUGUACCAGAUGUGGCAAAGCCUUUAAUCUAAGUUCAAGUCUUACUCGACACCAGAAAAUUCAUACUUGAUUGAAAUGCAAAUGUAAUGGUUGUGGCAGAACUAGAGCAUAGAAUAUGUAUUAGAAACACUAGAAAUGUAAUGCGUAUGGCAAAGCCUUUGAUGAAAUUUCAACCUUUACUGGACGCUAGAGAAUUCAUAUGGGAAAAAGGCUAUACAGGUAUAAAGAUUGUGGCAGAGCCUUUAAUCACAUCUUAAAGCUUAUUAUAAAUGCCUGUUUUUUAGUUCCAUUUUUGCAAACUGGAUAAAGAACAACUUUUAAAUUAGUCAUUGUAUCAGAAGAACAAAACUUUCUGAUGGUUAUUAAAGGUUUGUUUCACAGAAAAUGUGAAUUUUGCAUUUUUUGAAACUUUGUAAUCUUUAAUUUUUUUACUAAAGAAAAAUGAGUAUUAACGUAAUACCAGUUUUGAGUAUGGAAUAGCAGGUUAUUCUAACAUGGACAUUAAAUUAUUCCCCUUACUCAAGAUUGCACCUAUCAGAUGGUAAUAAUUAUACUGUUGGGUUAACAGCAUAGUGACAUUUCUUGUAAUCAUUUUCCUAAGGUCACUGAACUUCAGAUAAUUUAGAGACCAUUACUUCCACAAGUCAUUUUUAUUCUUCCCUACUUUUUAUAAUUAUUGGAAAAUUAUGGUGGAUAGAGAAAUGCAAAAGAAAGCCCUUACUUUUAUGGUUCAUAUUUAUAUAUUAUCCCUUUGGGGCUACAAAGAACACAGAUUUUAUAUAUUGUCUGGAAAUAAGCAUAUUACUAUUUGAUAAGCUUCAGGCAUAGGAGAUUGUAGAAUUACUGAGUAUGUGAGUUUAUAUAUGUCAUCUGUUGAGAAUAAAGGGAAUUUUUAAAAGGUGGUAUUGCUAUGUAUUUAGGCUGGCCUUGAAUUAUGUAGCUGUGGGUGACCUUGAAUUUAUGGCAAUCCUCCUGCCUCAGGCCCUUCAGUGCUAGGAUUAUAAGCAUGUCCACCAUGCACAGCAGAAAAGGACUUAUCAAAACAAAAGAUAACUUGAAAAGACUUAUUUAUCAGAAAUAUAAUUUUUCCCUUUUAGAAUCUCUGCCUGCUAUAUCUGUCAUUUUUUUUUGCCUGUUAGUCAUGAAAGACCUUGAGUUACGACCAGCCUGACAUAUGAACAACUUGGGUUACCACUGGAAUUUCAGUAUUAACUUAAAGACCAAAGUCUUGAGUUACAACCUAAAUGCUAGGCACUUGUGCUUCCAGAUGGUUUCAGAUAUACAGUCAACCCUUAAAGAGUUAUAGAAGGAACAUUACAACAUCCUUUCCUGUGUGGCAUUAUUUGAGAAAUCCUGGGCCAGUGUCUGUCUCUUUAAGGACCCUGAGAUCUGCCUCUAUACAGGACAGAGACUUUGAAGGCUGUGUGGAGAAAUCUGAGAGAGUUACAACCAGCCCUUGGAAACAAAUUGAGUUUGUAAGUCAAGGGUCCACUAUGUGGUUUAAUUGAAGUUUAUGAAAUACUCUUCACAAAAUUUAAGAAUUUUUUUAAUACUUUUGUUCCAAAGUUAAUUUGAAAAUAUAAUUCAUGAUAAUUAUACUGAUACAUUUUCUUUAAUUCUACAUUCCAUUAUUUCCUUCUCAAAAACACUUUUAAAUUAUUUUAACUUACUGUUCUUUUCUGAUUAAUGACCCUAGAAAAUUUAAUGUAUUCCUUGAGCCAGUUUAAAUGAUUUCUGAGACUUAAUCAUGAUGUUGUUUUGAAAUUCGUAGGACAUAAACUCACAGAACAGUUCUCUAUAAUUAUUAGUAAAGUAUUCUUAUUAGAAUGAGUUCAUUGCUUCAUAUAAGAGAAUGAAAAACCCAAGAUAAAUAAAUGAUAUUCUAUGUAUGGACA
Molecule: messenger RNA, 3980 nt
Organism: Heterocephalus glaber (naked mole-rat)
Lineage: Eukaryota; Metazoa; Chordata; Mammalia; Rodentia; Bathyergidae
Source: RefSeq, a predicted model, not a curated record